GCGCGGUGAGGCUUCGGCUCUUCGCUGCUGCUUUCGUUUUGCGUGUUUCGUGCAGAUUUCUGUGCGUUGUGGCGGACGUUCUCCUGCUCCUGGAUGUUUGGGAGGCCGGGACUUCAGCUCGGGGGGGUUUAGGAGGCUCCAGGCUCCGCGCAGGAGGUGUUUCAGUGUGAGAGGCAUGCUGCCCGUGGUGGUGGUCCACGGAGGGGCGGGCCACGUCCCGAGGACCCGGGCCGAGCAGUCCCUCUCGGGGGUGUGCUCUGCGGCGCGGGGCGGGUACGCCGUGCUGCGAGGAGGCGGCAGCAGCAUGGACGCCGUGGUGGAAGCGGUGAGGAUUCUGGAGAAUGACCCACACUUCAACGCAGGUUGUGGGUCGGUGCUGAACGUCAGAGGAGACGUGGAGAUGGAUGCGAUAGUCAUGGAUGGAAGAACUCUGAGCAGUGGGGCGGUGUCCGCCGUGCGCAACAUAGCGAACCCGGUCCAGCUAGCAAGACUGGUUAUGGACAAGACCAGCCACGCCUGUCUGACAGCAGGGGGCGCCCAGCAGUUCGCCCGAUCCCUGGGGGUCCCCGAGGUGCCCCAGGAGUCCCUCAUCACCGAGUACUCCCGCAUGCGCUGGAAAAAGAACCUGGCACCCGACGCCAACCCUGUGGAAUGCCAAAUGGGGAAGAUGGGCACGGUGGGAGCGGUGGCAGUGGACCGCGAGGGCAACGUCGCCUGCGCCACCUCCACCGGAGGGAUGCUGAACAAGAUGGAGGGCCGGGUGGGCGACACCCCCUGCAUAGGAUCUGGGGGUUAUGCUGACAACCAGUCAGGAGCGGUGUCGACCACAGGCGUCGGUGAAGCCAUCAUGAAGGUGACACUGGCCCGACUCAUCCUGUUCCACAUGGAGCAAGGUCAGUCCGUGGAGGCUGCCAGCGAUCUGGGUCUGGCUCACAUGAAGUCCAGAGUGGGGGGGCUCGGCGGGGUGGUGACCGUGGACCCCCAGGGCCGCUGGGCGGCUCGAUUCAACAGCCUGCAGAUGGCGUGGGCCGCGGGGCAGAACGGCACGCUGCACUACGGGCUGUACGCCGGGGAGGACUUCACCCAGAGCAUGGACCCGGACCAGGACCCGGACCAGGGCCACGGCCCGCCGCCCGCCGGAGUCCGACACUGACACUGAGCUUUAUUUUUUUUGCAUUUUGGUGAUUAUUUCUUCCCUAUAUGUCCUUCGUCUUCUGUGUCGGUGCAUUUUGGUGCAAAAUCCCUCUUGACACACUGGAGUUCAGAUUAAUUUGCUGCUAAUCAAUCAGAUAAACACGCAUUAGUCCUUUAUAGACAAAAAGCAGUGUGCUUCCAGAAAAGCUGUGUUAAAAACUUAACUGUAAAACCACCAAACAUUCAGUCAUUUUCUGGGUUUUAACCUUUUCAGAGCCAGUCUGAUGACUCCGUGUCUCUGCUGUCAUCCCGCAAAUUAAAGGCCCGAAAUAUUUUAUGACUUCGAUGGAUUUUCUGAAGCUGCAUGAAAAAUAGCUAAAAACAACACAACACUGUCAGUGUUUGUUGGUUUGUUUACACAUCUAAGGGGAAAAAAAAACACUUUUUUCUUCUUCUUAAACAGUAAUAUAUAUUAUAUCAAAGUGUAUUUGAUUAAACUGCCAUUUAUUUCAAAUGGUUUUCUUUGGUAGUUUUGUUCAGAGCUGAACUUCUGUCGGAGACAAAAAAUAUAUGAAUGAGUUUUUGGUACAGUUUUUUUGCAGUUUUUUUUAAUUGACGCUUCUGUCAUUUAUGUCUUCUGAGUUGGUUCUUUAUUUCUACAAAUGUGACGGUACAUCCUACUAACAAUAAAAAAAUCAACUAUUUAUCCACCUACAUGACUGUGUUGCAGAGAGGAUUUAAAAUGAGAUAUUAACAAGAAAAGUUUUUCAGGUGAAACAUGUUAAAGUAACUUUUUAGAAAACUUAUUUUCACAUUUUUCCUGGAAAAUGGAAAAUAUUUGUGUUGAUUUUGUCAUUUCUAUAAAAAUCUGAGAUGUUGAAUUAGCGUAAAAUAAAGGAUGUGACAUCAGGGUGACUGCUGAAUGUGUGAUCUGAUUUCUGAAUAAAA
Messenger RNA from Salarias fasciatus (jewelled blenny), 2082 nucleotides. It is a transcript of the gene asrgl1, whose product is annotated as asparaginase and isoaspartyl peptidase 1. Lineage: Eukaryota; Metazoa; Chordata; Actinopteri; Blenniiformes; Blenniidae. The transcript has 7 exons. Gene Ontology annotation, cellular component: cytoplasm. The record is from RefSeq and is a predicted model, not a curated record. Gene Ontology annotation, molecular function: asparaginase activity. Bases 176 to 1153 code for a protein of 325 amino acids.